CUUCAUCGCAACUCCGAUGCUGAGCAGUAUGUUCCGUCUACAUAGAGUCUGCCUAUCGCAGGCGCCUCAUCUUGCGACCGUAUCACAAUCAGUUGCACGCUAUGCGCGUGCAAACACAAGGGCUCUGAAUACUGCCGCCCAGCCAUCGUUCCUCCGAUCGUCGCGAUGGCCGCGACGAUUGCUCUACAUGGCGGUCUUCGGCACCUGUGGCGCAGCCUUCAUAGGCAGCUGGAUGGAUGAGAAUGUCUCCGCGCCCGCUCUACCAGGUACGCUCGAAGAUCAGGGACGACUCGAGGCGAUCAAUUCGAAAUUCGAACACUGGCUGCCGAUCGUGCAGAGGUUGCGAGCGAACCCCGACUACGUGGAGGCCGAUGUCUACGGCAAUUUCUCCGAGGACGAGAAAACGCAAAGGCUCACCUCCGGUCCGCUGCGAGGGAGUAGAGGAAUAGGACUUCAGAGGGUCUUUUACAAUGACAAGGAAAAAACGGCCGUCAAUGUCGCAUACCUUGGGCCGGGUCUGGAAGGGUGGCCGACCAUGGUCCACGGAGGAGCGCUCGGUACGAUCAUUGAUGAGCAUCUCGGCCGUGUCGCAAUCCGGAAUCUCCCCCAACGCACCGGAGUCACAGCCAAUCUCGAGCUCCAAUACCGGGCACCGGUCUUUUCCAACAACUUCUACACAUUCCAUGCCACUCUGGAUCAGGAGAGAAGUACGGAGCGCAAAGCCUUUGUCCGAGGCGAAGUUCGUGAUAUGGUUGGGAAAUUGUGCGUCGAGGCCAGCGCAUUAUUCGUCGUCCCCAAGAACUACAAGCUCCGUGAAGAUGGGGAGCGCUUCUAGCACAGUGGCAUGAAUGAGCCUCGCUUGACGGGUCGACGCGAGUGUGUCACGGGAUUUGUCCGUACCGGGUAGAAUUAGAGUUUCGUCUGUUCGCUUCUUGUUCAUAAUUAUUUCAUCUGACGAUGCCUCGGCUUAAUAUCCAAUUCGGGGCUGUAUACGCGACGGACAGACAGAUAAGUCUGGUCUAGGAAGUCAUUGGAGUGUUUCAUGUUGUACAGUACCAUGCUUGUCUUCUCAUUUAUCGCAGAAUCUGUACUGUAGCACCGCCAAAGAAGCUUGUACCAUGUGGGCCUCUCAAGCUUCCUUUGAAGUGGCAUCGAUUUCUCCGCAGGGCCCGUUCCCCGCGAUUUCGCCCCCCGCAUUUUUUCUGGAGGAGGAAGGAG
Molecule: messenger RNA, 1218 nt
Organism: Aspergillus aculeatus ATCC 16872
Lineage: Eukaryota; Fungi; Ascomycota; Eurotiomycetes; Eurotiales; Aspergillaceae
Product: PaaI family thioesterase
Exons: 2
Coding region: 188-835 (215 amino acids)
Source: RefSeq, a predicted model, not a curated record